CAAUUUUAGAUGUGUAGUAGGCAUGUUUGGAAGAAGAAGCUUCAAAAUUUCUAGCAAAUAUGGAAACAAUAAAUUCUUUCACCAAAUUUCUGCAGGACUUGUUUUAUAAAGAUGACGAGCCACCCGAAAUCUGCGUGGUGGAGGGAGUCUUCUCCCUGCAAACCCUCACCCCUACCCAACCGAUGCCGGCAGUCGACGAGCUGGACAGCAAAUUCGCCGAGCUCGUCGAGGAACUGGAUCUCACCGCCCCGAACAAGGCGGCCAUGCUGAGUCUACCCCCGCAGAAGAAAUGGCAAAUCUACUGCUCCCGCAAGAGCCCCCUGGACGCCACCGAUCCCAGCGGAGCGCCCCUCCCGGGUGUGAACCUACCGCCCUCCCCGGAGCACUACAUCGAACGGCUCAAGGACAUGGCCGUGCAGCUGAAGGCGUCCUCCCCGGACGAGUCGCCCUCGCACGAGUACAGUCCGAAAAUUGAAUCUCACACGGCCCUUUUCGACGCGCUGAAGACGGCCCUGCGCACUUCGGCGCACAGCUUCGUCAUUCGGUUCAUCGAGCUGCAGGGGCUGCCGGCCCUGCUGGAACUGCUGCAGGCCCUGGACAUCCGGGUGGCCAACAGUCCGCUGCACACCAGCCUGAUCGGGUGCAUCAAGGCGCUGAAUGAACAAUUCGGUAAGUUGUGGGUUCAGGCACAGACAAACAGAUGUAACACUAGCAACAAUUCCAUAGAUCUUCAAAUCCAUCACUAUCUUUGCUGGGAAGAUGCGUUUUUAUGA
Molecule: messenger RNA, 773 nt
Organism: Aedes aegypti (yellow fever mosquito)
Lineage: Eukaryota; Metazoa; Arthropoda; Insecta; Diptera; Culicidae
Product: disheveled-associated activator of morphogenesis 1-like
Exons: 2
Coding region: 60-773 (237 amino acids)
Biological process (GO): positive regulation of actin filament polymerization; actin cytoskeleton organization
Molecular function (GO): actin binding; small GTPase binding
Source: RefSeq, a predicted model, not a curated record